AUGCCCGUUCCAACCAACCUCCCGCGCUCUACUUACCCACUCACCACAACACCUGCCCGAGCGAUGCACUUCCGCACCUCAUCUAACCAAAGCAGCUCCUCACCGACUAUAACACCAGCCGGGAACCAACACAAACUGAACGUCGUCACUCGCCUUGCAGUAGAAGGGAAAGCAAAGCAAGGCGAGGAUGGAGUAUCCAUUAAAAUGUAUCUCAAGAUUUCUUUGCCAUUAGAUUCUAUUACUCCGGGCUCGACUAUCCCACUUUUUCCAGAGGAAAAUGUUAAAAUCCUCACAUCUCAAGUCCAUCCAAUCGACAGCAACUCGGUUCCUUACAACUUUUCGUCCACCGUUUCUCCCCUUCUUCACAAUGCCGCCCGAGCCCUGAAUUUACCUGCACGGUCUUCAAAAACCUUCUACUCCGUCUUUCACCUCUCCAACUCAUCCAGCAACGCGUCCUCCAAGCAUUCUUCCGAGUAUGACACGGAUGAAGAGGGCUCUCUCCCAAUCGACGAUAAAUACACGGGGCAUAUCCUCGUCAGCGGGUACAGCAUCUCAUAUGUCCUUCCCAAAGUUUUCCCCUCGCAUGGUUCGGACGCUGAUAUUGAAGGCCUCUCUCGAGCAACCUCCAAGACCAGACGGCCAUCAAUAGGAGAGCGAAGUAGUGCGCACUUCAUGGCCGCAAUUGACCUGUGGGUCCCUUACAUUUCAAGGCCACCCAGAUCCCCCUUCUUACUCUCGAUCCCUACACCUCGCUGCCUUCACAACCACAUCAAACUUCGCAUAUUCCCACCCUCAAAUGCUUCCAACUCGUUCGCUUCCUUGUCGUCAUUUGAAGAAGAUGGUGUUUCUUGGGAUCUUACAUCCGACCCACAUGUUACUCGCAGCGCUCACAAGCGUCCAUCACGCUCCAACUCAUACACACACUUUGCAGAUGACGAGUCUAGCGAUUCUUCGACGGCUGGUUUCAGCGACGGUUGUGGAAUACAAGGCACAUUCCCAAGCGCGGAGCAUAUUCGCCUUAGAUGGGCUAAGCCACUGAAAACCGUCGACAUCCCUGGUAGUAGCGAUGGACGACGCAGAGUCGGUGUGAAAGAAGUCAAAGGGGAAAUGGUAUGUAGAGUGCGAGGGAAGAUGAGAAAUCCGGAAAUAUGCGAAGGGGAGGGUGUUGUGAUGAGUGUUGAAUACAAGGGCACAUGCAAGGGCCUUUGGUUUUCUGGCGUCGCAACCCUCCUUGGGAUGGAUGUCAGUUUGGAAUCCAAAGGCUCAGAUGUCUCGUGGGUUGGGGACGGUCAUUGGGAAGUUAGCGGUGGGACUGGCUACACUGGGUUUGACGUUGGACCCUUGGCUUCCACUCAACCUGUAUCCAGGACAUCUUCGCUGGAGUCUUCCAGUUCGCCACCUCAUAUCCACAUCUCCCCUGCUAAUGAGGGCAAAAAGCCAGGUGGUCUCAUCUCAAGAACUGUAUCAACUUCGUCAACCUCUUCACUGCUUCGCGCUCCCUUACCCGUCCAAAAUGUUGCGGACUACUCGUUUGAAGGCUCAACAAUUACUCUUGCGUCUUCGUCUCCACCCGAGACAAUGUCCUCGAUAUCUUCACUACCCACAUCAGCUCCCAUCUCAUCCCAAUCCUCGCAAGCCCGAUCACCCGGGGCACCCAUUACCCUUCACAUCAACAUGAACGAAAUCCUGCCUCCAGCGAAGAACAUCUUCACAUUUACGAUUUCAGGAACUAUUCUCGUGACCCCACGAACCACGGUUGGACGUCUCAAUGGCAGUCCGCAUCAUUCUAUUGACGGUGCUUCAGGAGACCCCGAACCCCUUGUCUUGCCCCGUUUCACAGUUCUUGCUGCUGACACCGAGUCCACCUCGAUUGUUGUCCGCCAUGACAUCGAAGGCUCCACUACCACGGUGGAGGUGUACAACUCCACUGGGGAUAUUUACAGGGAUGCGCAGGCGAGGAAGACUGUUCUUCAAAAGGGAGGUUUCACCCGCUGUGGGGAAGAAGGGGGAAGAAUUGUUCUCAGGUCUUUGGGUCAAAUCAACGGAUCCCUCGCUAGUCAAUCAAAACCACCCAGUGGCAAAACAAUCUCCCAUGUUCCUUCCCAAUCGUCCCUUGCGCGUGGAACGUAUCCACUCUGGUCAAAACGCCAAGUCCCUCUCAUGAUCCCCUCCGUAUCGGCGACUGUGACAAUACUUACAGUUGAUAGAUCCACAUCGUGCUGUUCUUACGCUGUUCGCUUUGUCUUGAAUGCAUCCGCACUACGAGACUUUGAAUGGUUGGAGUUUGGGUUCGCAAAAGCCCCAAAUUCGUCCACACCAACUCCUGACAUUCAAUUCGUUGCUGCAACCGUAGAUGAGAUACCAGCGACCGUGAAAACCAACGUUGUUGCACAAAAGGAACCGUCAGAAGCAGCAAUUGCGUUCGAGCGGCCCAACGGCAAAUUCUUUGUCAGUUGGGCCAAGGUCAAUGUAAGCUGUCUGGUCGGGGGCACAGUCAUGGUCGAUUAUGUGGUCAAAGAGAAGCCUGAAAUUGUACAUCCCAGUCAUGGCCAACAAAAGGGAAAGGCAUGCGCAAGGGAUGCUUAUCUUCUACACCUACUCUUGCCGACCUUCCCCGUUCCCGUCGGAAGGUUAGAAGUGAUUUUUGACAGUACGUUUGGCUUCGACUCAUACUCCCUGCAGACAAAUCUUAAACACCGCCAAGUUCCACACAAUGGUCAUCGACUCCUGGAAUAUUCUCUCCAAGAAUAUUUCUCUCCUGAGUUAUCCAUGACGAUCCACCCAGGUUCGAGUUUAAAGGCUUCAUCCUCGCGCAGGUUGGGCUAUUUUUUCAGCCUCACUUGUAUCUUUUUAUUUCUCUCCAUCCUGGGGUUGUUUUGCCUUGGGCUCGAGAUGAGACGGCUAACCCGUUCGGUGGAAGGUUAUUCCAUUGACAAAGGAACAGGAUGGAAUGAUGUGUUGACUACUGUCACCGUAACUACGACGGUGUAUGGCGCGACGGCGACCCGUAGGUCGGUGGAAAGAAGUCCAACACACUCGAGUGUAAUCCACACUUCCGAUAUCACCUUGACUUCCCUCCACGAGGAAAAUACCUUCACCUCUCCAACUGGGACUCCGAGCCCCUUGAGCCGAGCAGAUCCCCUCCUUGAUAUUCCCUUGAGUCAACCUCCUUCCCCAUCACCUUCGUCGGCCGACCCGUACGAGUUCCCGCCAUUCCGAGAUCUGUUAGCCCUUCCCUGGUCAAUAACAGGCCUAGACGUAAACACUUUGAGAAACACCCUUCAAAAGGCCGCGCGAACUAUGGAACGAGUUUGGCAGAUGUUUCGAAAAGUGUACCACUACCCUCUUGAUGAUCCAUAA
This is a messenger RNA of Laccaria bicolor S238N-H82, 3360 nucleotides long. RefSeq lists its product as uncharacterized. The record is from RefSeq and is a predicted model, not a curated record. The transcript has 5 exons. Lineage: Eukaryota; Fungi; Basidiomycota; Agaricomycetes; Agaricales; Hydnangiaceae. The coding region runs from base 1 to 3360 and encodes 1119 amino acids.